Molecule: messenger RNA, 754 nt
Organism: Drosophila montana
Lineage: Eukaryota; Metazoa; Arthropoda; Insecta; Diptera; Drosophilidae
Gene: pre-mod(mdg4)-Z
Product: pre-mod(mdg4)-Z
Exons: 2
Coding region: 217-435 (72 amino acids)
Source: RefSeq, a predicted model, not a curated record
CACAAUAUUCGAACAAAUCGUAGAAUUAAUUCACUGUUCUCCAUCUAACUCCUUGCAGUUACCCAGCAUGUGCACAACUGUGGCCCGCAGACGUUCCUGAUCAGCCGCAAGGGCGGCACCUUGCUGACCAUCAACAAUUUCGUUUAUCGCUCCAAUCUCAAGUUCUACGGCAAGAGCAACGAUAUCUUGUACUGGGAAUGUGUCCAGAAUCGUUCGAUGAAGUGUCGCAGCCGCCUGAAGACCAUCGGCGAUGAUCUCUACGUAACAAACGAUGUGCACAACCAUAUGGGCGACACGAAGCGCAUUGAGGCAGCCAAAGCCUCGGGCAUGCUCAUACACAAGAAGCUGAGCUCUCUGACCGCCGCGGAUCGCAUACAUGGCUGGAAUCGCGCCGACAGCGGCAUCGAUCAAAUGGUUAAGUCCGAAACUGCGUAGAAAGGUCUUUGAGAAACCAGAAAUCGAAUAGUACCAAAAUGGAGUACAAUUUUGAAAUGAGCCUGAGACCCAGUAGGUUAUCUAAGUUCUUAAGUAGGCUUAACCAAAAAAGUCAAUUCUUAUUGAAAAUAUUUAAAGUAUCGUUGAAAGAUCUGAGCAGCUAACUUAGUUAAAUGAAUGCUUGUAGAAACGGCCUUAGAGCCCGCAAAACGUUAACUACUGUAGUUAUUAUCAUUAUAAACAUUUAUGUAUAAAUUGAAAAAGACAUAUUUUAAGUGUAGACAAAAGUGUAUCGAUAUAAAGAUCGAUAUAAAAAGUA